Messenger RNA from Caenorhabditis sp. 36 PRJEB53466, 1204 nucleotides. The record is from the annotation of a GenBank genome assembly. Lineage: Eukaryota; Metazoa; Nematoda; Chromadorea; Rhabditida; Rhabditidae.
AUGAAAGCCUGGAUCCUGGGGGUCCUGGUUGUUCUGAUGCCCCUAUGGAUAUCCGCCGACGACAUCAAGGAGGUCUCUUAUGAAUUCGACGCAAACACGAACAUCACCCUCCGCAUCGACAUCGCCCAAAUAGUGAUCAGUGGUAAGACUUACUCUUGAGCCCGUUGCCAAAAAUUCUCAAUUUAUUCUAGCGAUGAAGCAGAACUGUGGCAUCAAGAUGCAAAUUAAAACCAAAGAUCCUGUCGACUACAAAAUAAUCAAAAACGGAGGCGCCAUCUUGGGGAGCAUGCAGCCAAUUACCGAAGAGGUUUUGCUGUUCCAAGACGCAUGGCACGCUUUCUUGCUGAAUUUCCAGCCUGGACGUGCUAGACGUUUCCAAGAGACUAUGUGAGUCAUCUUUUAUUAUUGAUUGGUAGCGGUCUCAGAAAUGAUUCACUCGGCCGUGUUUCGUUUCAAAACAAAACAAAAUUACAGUUUUGAAAUCGCCUUUGCGGCCUCCGUGAACACGACGGGGAAUAUCACAUUCUCAUUGGGAUCUAGAGUGGCGUUCAAGAAGCUUCCUGUCCAGAGAUCGAACAACAAGACUCUGGUUGUCAUCCACCAUAUUCCGGAGAAAUGGAAGGAAACAAUCUACAGCUACCCGGUUUCGCUGACCAACGAACUGGAAAUGGGUGAGUACUAGCUAGCUGAGCAACUUCUGAACCAGACUUAACUUAUCGACGAGCAAUUAUUUUCAGGGCUGUUGGAGGGAAGAAUCCGACUGGAAACGAACAGUUCCGGUAGAGUUGAGAUAGCCUUCGCCAAGUGCAACCUGCAGACAGCCAACGUCAUGACUCCUUCCUUCGGCCCGAAUCUUAACAUGGAGAUGAGUCUGUACAUUCGUCUUCUCGGACACCUCACCUGCCCCAUUGACAGGAGCAAAUCGUGAGUCUUUAUUCAUAUACAUACGGAAUAGAAAACACAUCUGUUGGCGAUUUAUUCAAAAAAAGUUGAUAGAAUCCAAUAAAGAAGUGCAACCAAUUGUAAAGUUGAGUUUUUCAGUUUCCACCUCGUGAUUGUGAGCAGCAGCAAACACCCAACCCCGUCCUUCGACAUACAUCACCCCGUGCACAAUUCGGAAUUCGUUCUAGUUCUCGUAGUCGGUUGUGCGUCUCUUUUUUUCCUGAUCCUUUUGCUUAUUCACAUCUACCAUUACUAUUUCUAG